GUCAAACCGCUCGUAGCUCUCGUGCGGUACGGACGCGUGCUCCGUCGCGUAGCCCCACACACCUGUGGCAUUUCGCCCCGCGAAAAGGACAGAAAGUGUGCGUAUUCCUCUGUCCCGUUCCAAUUCGUGCGUUCGAUUUUUGUUUUUGUUUUUCGCAAGGAUUACAGUGGGAUAGUGCUGUGCUAAUACUGACGCAACUACGUACAUACAAACAUACAAAUUAAUGUGUGUAACACUAUAUAAGUGACAGUGAUUCAGUGAAGAAUGUUAUUAGUGUGAAAUGAUUAGGUGAUCAUAACUGAUGGACAGAAAACUAUGUGCAGUGCAAAUAUUAGUAGAUAAAAAUAAAUAUGUGUGCCAAAAUGAAGACAAUAGUAGCAGUCUUGAGUGUGUUAUCCUGCGCUUCAGCCGCUGGCUUCCAACAGCAAUACUUUAGGAUAAUGCCCAAAAGCCUAAAGGUUCACGAGGGGUCUGAGGCAGUUCUGGAAUGCGCCGUCGGGAACUUGGCUGGCCAGGUGCAGUGGGCCAAAGAUGGGUUUGCACUUGGAUUCUCUUCGGUAAUUCCCGGCUACCCUCGCUACACGAUGUUCGGCGACCGUCGGCACGGCGUCUACAACUUGCGCAUCGUCAAUGUCAGCCUUGAAGAUGACGCAGAGUUCCAGUGUCAAGUUGGUCCUGCGCAGAUGCACAAGGUCAUCAGGGCUAACGCCACGAUGACUGUUAUAUCUCCACCGAAAGCAGUCGAAAUAACUGGCCACGCUCCUAGCUCCAAGAUGGAGGUGAAAAAAGGUGAAGAAGUAUCCUUCGAGUGUGUGGUGAAGGAAGCUAAACCAGCUGCCAAAAUCGUUUGGUAUAAAGGGAACGUGGAGCUAAAUGGAGAUAAAGUUGCUCAUGAACGUGUGAAAGAAGUGACAGCGCCAAAUGGAAACCCAAAAUCUACUAGAUAUACCACUGUAUCAAGCGUGCGUUUCGUAGCCACAGCUGAGGAUGACUACGCAGACUUCACAUGCGAAGCGAGACACGAAGCGUUGCCGAGGGAUUCUCCUAUGAGAAGCACUGUGCAGCUUAGUGUGCAAUAUCCCCCCGGAGCGCCCUUCAUCGAAGGCUACGCGGAAGGAGAGACAGUGCGGCGUGGACAGAGCCUCGAAUUGGUCUGCCGUAGUCGAGGAGGCAACCCGCCCGCGCAACUCAUUUGGUAUAAAAAUGGCGAGCAAAUCCGCAUGGCUUACAGAACCAGCGGCCGAAUGUCAGAAAACGUGCUGUCCUUCAAAGCUGACGCGUCAGACAACAAGGCGCGAUAUACUUGUGAAGCGAAGAAUGUAAUGAUUAACUAUACUUUAAAAGCCGAGAUCGACCUUACUGUGUUGUUUGCCCCCUCCCACGUGACGAUAUCGGGGCCUACGGAGGCAAGGGUCGGUGACCCCGUGCCUUUGACCUGCAGCACCGCCCCCUCCAACCCCGCUGCCGACGUGAAAUGGCUGGUCUCCGGGAAACAUCAUAAAGAGGCUACUGACAAAACAGCUAUAUCGCCUGAAGGAGGCUGGAUAACAACCUCAAACAUCACGGUGAUGGUGGAGCCGAACCGUCGCGCUGUGACUGUGGUUUGCCACGGCAUCAACGCUCAACUGACUGAGAAUGUCGUCGCUUCGCACACCAUCAAUGUUCUAUAUCCGCCGUCAGCUCCUAUGAUAACCGGCUAUAUUCCUGGCAGUAUCCUAGCAGCGGGCACGGUACAGAAGCUGGCGUGUAUCUCUUCUGGAGGCAACCCACUGGCCACUCUGACCUGGUUCAAGAACGACAAAAAGAUACACUCGAUAACGAAACGGACAGACAAAUCGGUAUCGUCAGAGAUCUCAAUCCUGACGAACGUGACGGACAACCUCGCGCAGUACAAGUGCGAGGCCACGAACAGCGCAACUGAAAUACCACUGUUUGAGAAUGUGACGCUAAACGUUCAUUUCGCCCCAGAGACAGUGAAGGUGAAGGCGGAACCAGAAGAGCUGAAGUUGGGUAUCGAAGCCACGCUACACUGCGACGCUGCGUCCAGUAACCCGCCCGCUGUCCUCUCUUGGUGGAGAAACGGCAUACCAGUAGAAGGGCUCCCAAUGCAGACCAAGCCAGGAUUGCACGGCGGGACAGUAUCCACCAUCGAGCUGAAGCUCAAAAUAGAGAAGGACAUGAAUGGAGCCAUCUACACGUGUCAGGCCUUGAACGAGGCUUUGCAGAGGAGCGUCCAUGACUCCUUACCUCUGAAAGUUUUGUAUGCGCCGGAGUUCGGCGAGACAAUCCAACCAAUCGUGGGCACGGAGAAUGAACCACUCAUUGUGGUGAUGAAGGCUGACGGCAACCCUGGAAGCAUCACGUACACGUGGACAAAAGAUGGUACCCCUAUCACACAAUCGUCAUACAGAACCGCAAAUGACAGAAUAAUAUCCGAAGGGAACAUGUUGAAUAUAACCAAGGUGUCCAGACAGGAUGCCGGCGUGUACACUUGUGAGGCUGUCAACUCACAGGGCGGUGCCACACAUAACGUCACAAUCGUCGUCAAUUAUCCAGCUAGCAUAAAAUCUGUUGAACAAACAAGUAUUAAAAAUCCUGAUGAGGAUGUGGUGCUUUCCUGUAGUGCUACAGGCAACCCACUGUCUAAAGAACACAUAGAAUGGAUCAGAGAAGGUUACGAUACGGAAUCGAAAACAAUUUUCGAUCCUACAACACACACGAGCUACCUGACGAUACCUAAAGCGAGUAAAGAUGACGUUGGAAAGUUCAGGUGUCAGGUGUACAAUGGUUUAGGCGAUAAGGACAGUAAGGAUGUAAUGCUUGUUGUUAAGUUUAAACCGGCAAUGGACAGCUCUCCGAAGAUUGCUAAAGCUGCCUCAAACGUUGGCCAAGUUGCAAAACUUACAUGCAGAUGCAAAGCUGUGCCGGCGCCAAGUUUCACAUGGUCCAAAAAUGGAAUGAAACUACCCGUGAACACGUCCACGAAGUACUUCGCAGAAUAUCACAGAUCAAAUGAUACUAUAACGUAUACUUCUGUACUGUUGAUUAGUGACGUCACUUCCUCUGAUUACGGCAUAUUUGAGUGCGGUGCGAGGAACGAACUUGGCUUCAGCACUACAUCAGUUAGAUUGGAUAUUACUAGCGCACCGGAUCAAGUAAUAUCAAUGACGGUGACGAAUGUUACCCACAACACGGUCACGUUGGAAUGGGUGCCAGGGUUCGAUGGCGGUAUUCCAUCGUGGUAUCGAGUCAGAUAUAGAAAAAUCUAUGAUGAAUCAUAUCGCUAUGAAGACGUCGUACCGCGCGACGCGACAACGUUUACCAUAGCUAAUCUAGAGAAGAGCACAGACUAUGUAUUCUCUGUGAUGGCCAUAAACAAGAUAGGGCAGAGUAAAUAUAGACCGGAUGACACUAAAGCUACUACGUUGAACGCACCUACCUCCGAAGUAGGUGAACUAAACGUAGUGCCAACAGAACUAGUCGAGGCAGACGUGUCCCGUCCUGUCAUAGUAUACGUGUCUAUAGCUAGUGUCGUGCUAAUAUUAGUUAAUGGAGCUUUAGUUGCCUGUUUUGUUUUAAAACGACGGUCGAGGAGGUUGAAGGAACAAGCCGGCCAGUCAUCAAAAUCGGCCACGAUAGAGAUGUACGCACCGUCCUCGUACAACGACACAAUGACGGGCGAGACCUUGAGUUCCGUCUCCGAAAAAUCCGAGACAUAUUCACAAGAUGGCGACGAUCGACCCCCUCCACCGAUCCCCGAAGUUCCAAGUAUGCCUAAUAGGCAUAUGCUACAGCAAACGGAUACCUACCUCAUGGACGAUCAAGGGCUAGUCAUGCCUCCCCCCUUGGACUACCCCCCUCCAAAUUAUGCCGUAUACGAGGGCGACCAUGCGCGAACUUUACCUCACCCACAUAGACAUAAGGACAUUACUGGACAUAGCACGUUGGGAAGGAGCGCAGGCAAACAAAAUUACGUGCCAGCGCCCAGCCCAAUGCCUCCUCUAGACGGGUCCUAUUAUAACAUGUCGUCGGAGCGGUACCUCUCUUACCCUCCUCUGAUCUCCGAGUAUUUGCAUCAACAGCAAACCGGACGCACACCGACUCCACCGCAGCAGUACACAGCUCAACCUUUGCCGAAACCACUUCUCAUGAACGGAGGAAUUUCAGGAGGGUCUCCCUCCCAUAUGGCCAGCCCUCCACAGCUGAGCUAUGGGUUAGAUGGUCUUGACAGGCAGUCGACUGGCGGCACUUUGCGUCGACAAAGACUAGAAAAGAUGGCAGUCCCGCCACCAGACGUCACUGUACUUCAUCAGGGGAACUGUCAGCAGCAUUUACCACAAACGCCAUCUGUCAAGCAGCCCCAAUCGAUUCUCAAGGACCCGUCUCGUCACAAAUAUGGAAACCAGUAUGGUAGCCCUGUCUCAUCCAGCACUCCCCAAAGCAACUCUAGCCAAAUACUAACAGUCCAAAACCUAACGAAUGACAUUCCGCAAUACGGAACCAUAAAGAAAGAGAACAAAAAACAAAACGUUACAAUAGACGAGAGUUUUAAUAAGAGAAAUGAAACGCACGUUGUGUGAAGUGUUUAAACAAUUGUAGAUAGAUUUAAAAUUCAUGUGAUACAAUUGUAGAUAGGGCUAGUGAAACGCGGUUCGGAUUUGGUGAACUAAAGUAUUACAUGUGUGAACCGAAGUGUUACAUGUGUGUACUGAAGUGUUACAUGUGUGAACUGAAGUGUUACAUGUGUGAACUAAAGUGUUACAUGUGUGUACUAAAGUGGUACACGGAAUGAACGAAAUGUGGCCUAACAUGUAAGUUUUUCAAUGUUGAUUUUCCAGUGAACAAAUGUUGUAUUGUGAUUUUGAGCUCCGUAUAGCCUAAAAUGUCAUUACGUAAUUAGUGUCAUGAAAAUAAGUCUCGUGUCGUUGGUUUCGUCAAAGGUUGCACGUGUAAAUAUUAGUUUUACAAUGCUUGGUUCGAUGUUGAAAACUUGAAUAUUUUCACGAAAUUAACAUCGCGAAACUGUUUUCAUGCUACUAUUAUCUGAAGGCUUAACAAUAGAAUUAAUUGGAGUUGUUUUAGUCAAAUUCUGUAUAAAUGAACACAAAUAUUGAGUUUAGGAAAUAUAGAUUGAUCGAGCAAUCUUUUGAGAUUUGUUCAACCAUGUCAGUGUGGUUAUUAAGAGUUCAAAAUUGUAUUAUACGCAAUUUGGGACUUUUUCAAUACUGAACUAUAUACAAUACCAACAAUUUGAAAUUAAUUCAUCAAUUUUGUAAUGGUUGUUUCCAAGUGUUUCGCUUUAUGAAGAUCGAAACUAGAAUUUUAGGCAUUAUGGCGAUUUUGUCUGUGCGAAAUAUGUGUGUAAAUAGUAUGAAAUGUGUGUUUAUGUGGUCCGAGCCGUGGUAACACAAAAUGUGGCCGAUUAGGCCAAAAGUCAUGGCCCAUCCAAGGCCAAGGUUGUCUAAACGACUGACUUAUCAUUAUAGGAUUUACGUCCAAAAAGACACUAGUUAAAAAUACAUUUUUCAUUGUCCAAAAUGUAAUUAAAUCAUUUUAGAUAAUAAAUGAAAUUUAUAAUAAUUUUUCUUCUCGAUUCCAUAAUGGAUCUCUUUUUGAUUAAGUUUUGAACGGAAAUUACGAAAUUUCAAUUAUAUUGGGAGAUUAUAAAUUACCCAACAGUUAUAAAUUGUUUUGUAAAGUCCAAGUUGAAAUGCAUUUAUUGUUAAUAUAUAAUAUUGUUCUCAACAUCCGGAUUGUUAAUGGUGUGCCAAAGUUUCAUUUUUACAAAAAAAAAAAAAACUAUUUACUAUAUUUCUUAACAAAAUUUGCUAUUAUUGAGAUAAAUCAGUCAAAAUCUUCAGGACUAUAUAGGAGGGAGAACAAAUAAUUAUCAAGAUUUUAAUUCCUGUAUUAUCCACUCAUCUGUCCGUAUGGUACGAGUAGAUUUUGUCUGAUUAAUCUAACUUGUCUGUUAUAAAUUUUCCUUCUAAUCUUUUACAUAAUUAUUACCUAUAUAAUGCUUUACAAUUUUUAUAUUUCUUGAGUAAAAAGACUUUGUUAUGCCGUAAGUUUACAGAACGUCUAGACAGUUUUGAUCCUAUUUUAAGGAAUUAAUAUAUUGUUUUCACAUCACAAUACCAGAGCAUAAUUUUAUAAUUUGUACAAAUAUUUUAUAAGUUUUUUUUUUUUUGCAGCAAUUUGACUUAAUGUAAAUAAAUCAAAAAUAAUACUCGAAUCGCAACUGACAA
Messenger RNA from Plodia interpunctella (Indianmeal moth), 6248 nucleotides. RefSeq names its product sticks and stones (gene sns). Gene Ontology annotation, molecular function: protein binding. The transcript has 29 exons. Lineage: Eukaryota; Metazoa; Arthropoda; Insecta; Lepidoptera; Pyralidae. The record is from RefSeq and is a predicted model, not a curated record. The coding region runs from base 351 to 4580 and encodes 1409 amino acids.